GCAGCUGGCACGUGAGGACCACGCAGAAACAAUGGCUCUCGGCGCUCGGGCACACUCGCCGGGGAUGGGAAGCAGAGAUUAGCGGCCUCUUCUUUAUUAUUCCGGUCUAGUCGACCAGCUCACAUUCUUCGUUGCUUCCUUCCAAAGCUGGCGACCGGGCAGGAAAGGCGUCGGUGACCCCCUUUCUCUCGGCGGAGACUCGCUUUAGGGGCCACUCGCCUGAUACUGGCUGCUCGGAGAGGACGCCGUGCGUGCGCACUCCGGGCCGGCACAACCAAGACGUCGCGCCGCUGCUCUGGUUCCUCCGGCGUCCCGCGUUCGGGUCGCCUCGUCCGACGCUGUGGUGACUUGGAAGCGUCCGCAACGACUGUCCUCCGUGAGCCCAGACUGGUCGCCGCAUUCUUUUGUUCGUCGAAGGAAGUAUACUCUCGGGAGGAAAAAAGCGUCGCCCGUCGCCUUCUUAUUUUCAUCCCCGCCGCCGCUGAGCGUGGAUCUUCUCCCUGGGAGCUGCCGUCCCGUCGUUACUCUGCUCUCUUCCAUUGUCGUCGUCUCGGGCCGGCUGUGCUGUCGCCUCGCUGCUGCCAUCGAGAAGCCAGGUUCAUCGCUCGGCCUCCGCUGUCUAUUACAACGUACACAGCUAAGCGUUCUCGACUCCCCCCGCAGUCCAUCUCGCGACACGAGGCUAUCGCGCUGUCACGACGCCGUCAGUGGCAGCCACGCGCGCGCCGCUCGUCAAUCUGAGCCCCGUGAAGAAACGUGCAGCUGCCGCUUCUCUGUUGACAACUGCCAACGAGUCGUCUAAGGAUUAUACGGCGCCCGGAGACAGAUACCUGCGCCGGCUGUAGUCCAACGGUCGAGGUGCCGCGGCAGGCUGUCCGGACGUCCUUGGGGCAAAGUCAAAAACAGUACGAAACAACCGUCUCUUCGUCGGCCAAGUAAAAGCGGACUCCAUUGGGUGCAAGAAUUGCAGGUGCGCCUCGUGAAGCAGCACCGGCCACACCAUGGGAGGCGUCGGCGUCGAGGCCCCGCUGAACCUGCUCAACAUCAAACCCAACUACUCGUUCGAGUUCGACUUCGAGGUGAACUUCGACAAGGACCAGAACCGGUUGUGGAUGAACCGAAACUGGCACACGUCCGUCUAUUGGGUGGGCCUCUACAUGCUCGUGGUUUUCGGUGGCCAGGCGUUCAUGGCCCAGAGGCCGCCCUUCAAGCUAACGCGGCCGUUGCAGGCCUGGAACCUGCUUCUCUCCGUGUUCAGCGUGGUGGGAGCCUGUCGCACCAUCCCCGAGCUGAUCCACGUGCUGCGCGAGUUCGGUUUCUUUCACUCUGUGUGCAACAACUCGUACAUCGAGUACGACCGCGUUUCGGGUUUCUGGACCUGGAUGUUCGUUCUGAGCAAGGUCCCUGAGCUGGGCGACACGGUGUUCAUCAUUCUGCGCAAGAAGGAGCUCAUCUUUCUCCACUGGUACCAUCACAUCACGGUGCUCAUGUUCUCCUGGUACUUCUACCAGCAGCAUAUCGCGCCCGCGCGCUGGUACGUCGUCAUGAACUACGUGGUCCACUCGCUCAUGUACUCGUACUUCGCGUUGCGCUCGUUCCAUGUGCGCAUGCCCCGCGUGAUUGGCGUCUGCAUCACCUCUCUCCAGAUCAUGCAGAUGCUCAUGGGCGCCUACGUCACCGGCCUGGGAUUCUUCACAAACAAGCGUGGCUCUGCCUCGUGCGCCAUUUCGGAGUGGACUGCACUGCUUGCCAUGUUCAUGUACCUGUCCUACUUCAUCCUGUUCGCGGUGUUCUUUUACGGUGCUUACCUCAAGCCGAAGCGCAAGGCCGCUGUCAAGGCCGACUGAGUCACCUGCCUACUGACGGUGCUGCUCUCUUCGGGCGCUCUCUCGAAGGAAACCCCCCGCUGCCAGACGCGCGUGCGACGCGGUGUCAGGACAGUCGAGACAAGUGCACAUCUUUUUUUUUUCAUUUACGUUAUUGCUGCACACGCUUCGCGAGUGUUUUUUUUUUUUUUUUUUGCUGUUGUUGCCUUCGGCUAUUCGCAACUGCGGAAGCCCGGCAACGGACUCAUUCCAAUCACACAGCUUCAACGAAUCGCGAUGUGCGUUUAUGUAAAACAGGUUGCUUUGUCGACGAGUUUGUGUCGGCGAGUGGUGACCAAGAUUUCAAUGGACGCUUUUUUUUCGUGUUUGUUUUGUCGUCGUGUUUUCGUCCUGCUUUCUUUGGGAUUACUCUUCCGUGGCCAAUGUUCAUGUUUCGGAGAGCCCAGCGAUAACCAGUACCUUCUUAGAAUGGAAUUUACAGUAUUGACGUCGCACGUACCUGUGCAAUGCCGAUGAGCCAUAGUGUAGGGACACGUUGCUCAAUGAGUUGACUAGUGCCCCCAACCCUGUAGCGCGGAUGACCGCUCUAGGCGCGAGUGCUCUUGAUGGGUACUGAUGUGCACCUAAUGAUGUCUUAGGCGAUCAAAGAAACCACACGCUGGGUGCUUCUCUAAGCACAAUUUUCACGUCACAACGUUGUACGCACAACGUCGUAAGACAGUUGAAGUGGAUAGCAGUUAGACUUACUUUUUGUUGUUGCGGCUUGAUUGCCAAGUUAGCGGGUGCAAUACGACGGCUUGUAUGACUACCUACUCUCUGCCGGCUUGAAAAUGCCACGAAACAAAGGCUAACUGAGCAGAGCGUAUUGUUCUAAUAUAAAUGCACAUGUUGCUAAACCUUCAUGGUUACAGCGGGCCACACGUUCGUGGCAAUGGACGACGAGUAGUGCCUUUUCUUCAAUAGUGUGUUUGUCUCCAUUCCUCUGAUCGACAUGAAAUUUUUAACUUUUCUUUCUUCUUGAGACAAUAAAAGUGCGUUCAGUUUCUUA
Molecule: messenger RNA, 2874 nt
Organism: Rhipicephalus microplus (southern cattle tick)
Lineage: Eukaryota; Metazoa; Arthropoda; Arachnida; Ixodida; Ixodidae
Gene: Baldspot
Product: elongation of very long chain fatty acids protein baldspot
Biological process (GO): fatty acid elongation, saturated fatty acid; sphingolipid biosynthetic process; very long-chain fatty acid biosynthetic process
Cellular component (GO): endoplasmic reticulum membrane
Molecular function (GO): fatty acid elongase activity
Source: RefSeq, a predicted model, not a curated record